ACUACCUCGUUCCAAUUUUUGUUUUGCUUUAUUCAUUCUAUUCACACAAAACGAGCAGAGUAACAUUCUUCAGUCAGAAUACUGUCUCCUCCGGUCAGUUUGUUGUUUAGAUAGUAUUUUGGUUUGUACAGACACUUUUGUUUUCAUUCUCGGUUUAUACAUCGACGUUCUCAGGUAAUCUCGAGAUUUCAGUGUUUGGUGUAAUUAUUGUCGACCUUGCCAAAAUCGAUACUGGCCGUGUUUGUAUUUUAUUAUUCCAAUUAUUCCUUGCAGAAUUACCAUUGCUAAAACCUUCGGUCGAAUACAGACACAAAGUGAGUGAGGUUCUUCACUUUAUAGUGUAGUUUAGGUGCUGUUUAUAUUCAAUAAGAUCUGAAACCAUGGAACAAGGAACCUAAGGCUUAAACAAACCACCAACGCAAUUUGACCAAAUAGCUUUAGUAAUUUAAAAUACUCACCAAGAUCAAACCAGACCAAACAACAUGCCAACAGUAAUCUCCAAGUUCCUGGAACAGGGUGAAAGCACCUUCAAGCAGAACAAAUCCGUCUUCUCCGGAGCAUUCAUCGCAGCCGUUCUUUGCACCUACGCCUACAAAGUCGGCUAUCCCUUCGUGGACUCCUUGAUACACAAACCAAAGGACAAUCUCAACAACAACCACAUAGUUCAAAAAGACUUGCAACGUAAGAAUGGCCUAGUGAAGAACAAGAAACUCAAAGGAAGGCUUAAAAAUAGUAUACCGAACUUCAAUUUAGCCUUUAUCUUACAAUUUAUUAAGUUAGUUAGGAUAAUGAUACCCAGUUUCAUUUGUACUGAAACGGUUUUACUCAGCGGGCAUACGACGUUUUUGUUUUUGAGGACGUUUUUGAGCAUUUAUGUCGCUAAUUUAGAAGGUGCUAUAGUUAAGUAUAUUGUGAUGAAAGACCCCCAGAACUUCGUUAAGCAGCUAGGAAAAUGGUUUGCCGUAGCGAUUCCAGCUACGUUUAUUAACAGCAUGAUAAGAUAUCUUGAAAGUCGGAUAGCCUUGAGUUUCCGCACAAGACUGGUAGACCACUCGUACAAACUAUACUUCAAGAACCAGAGUUACUACAGGGUGACUGUGCUAGACGGCAGAUUAGACAAUUGCGCGCAGCGGCUGACAGAUGACAUAGAAACUGUCGCCAACACCGUGUCGCACCUUUACGGACAGAUAACGAAGCCAUGUUUCGAUAUACUUCUCAUGGUUAUAGCUUUAGCCAAUUUGGUGAAGAGUCGCCAUUCGAAUCUUGUGAUAGGACCUGUGAUUAUUUGCGGAGUGGUGAUGUUCUCAGCUUUACUUUUAAGGUUUGUGUCUCCAAGGUUCGGCCACUUGGUAGCCCAAGAAGCGGAGAAGAAAGGAUAUCUACGACACGUCCACGGAAGAAUCGUCAGCAAUGCCGAAGAAAUCGCUUUCUACGGAGGCCAUCAGGUCGAAGAAAGUCAACUUAGACAAGCUUUUAGAGUUUUAUCUAAACACUUGGAACACAUGUUCGGUGUGAAAUUAUGGUUCAUCAUGUUGGAGCAAUUCUUGAUGAAAUAUGUGUGGUCUGGAGCAGGUAUAAUAGUCGUAUCUCUGCCUAUUCUCCUAGCAGCCGGCAAUCGACGCAAAAUCUCCAACAAAAGUCUUCUUUCCAUACCAGAUUUUUCAUCCAAAUCAGAAUCUCUCAUCGCUGAAGACACAGCCGACGACCAAAUAGAAGAUAGCGUAUCAGAACGAACGCACUACUUCACUACCUCCAAGAACCUGUUGAUAACUGGCUCAGAUGCUGUAGAACGGCUCAUGAGCAGCUACAAGAACAUCGUCGAGUUAGCUGGUCAUACGGCCAGGGUGGCCAACAUGUUCGAGGUUUUAGAGGAAGCUAGUAACGGAAUUUACCACAAGACUCUCGUCGCUAAGAAAGAGAAGUCUGCUGAUUUCGAGAUUGAGUUCCGUGGUGAUCAACCUUUAGCCAAAGGUAAAAUCAUCUACUCAACCAAUAACGAGAUCAUCCUAAAGAAUGUUCCUAUAGUAACUCCAAAUUGCGAUAUAGUGUGUCCGUCUCUAAGUCUUGAAUUGACUCCGGGACAACACUUGCUAAUUACGGGUCCAAAUGGCUGUGGAAAGUCCAGUUUGUUCAGAAUAUUGAGUGGAUUAUGGCCUAUUUACGGUGGAGAGCUUCAUACUCCUAAAAAUUCAAUGUUUUAUAUUCCUCAGAGGCCUUAUAUGGUAAUAGGUAAUUUAAGAGACCAAGUAAUAUACCCCGACACUUACACGGAUAUGGUAAAGAAAGGUAUUACCGAAGAAAAUUUACUGAAAAUAAUGACUAUGGUACAUCUAGAUCAUAUCGUCGAGAGGGACGGAUUCUAUGAAAUGAAAGAUUGGACUGACAUCUUAUCCGGUGGUGAAAAACAAAGGAUGGCUAUUGCGCGAUUGUUUUAUCACAAACCGAAAUACGCUCUCUUGGACGAAUGCACUUCUGCAGUCUCCAUUGAUGUUGAAAGCUUCAUAUACCAAAGUGCUAUAGACAUGGGAAUUACUCUACUCACCAUCACACAUAGACCUACACUAUGGAAAUUCCAUACGCACAUCCUUCAAUUCGACGGUACAGGAUCAUGGGAAUUUAGUCAGUUGAACCACACCAGCAGACUUACCUUGAAGAAAGAAAAGGAGGACCUUCUAAAAGCAGAAAACAACGAAGAACGAUCGAAAAGACUGGACGAACUAAACAAAUUACUUGGAGAGGAUUCAUAACUACUUAGAGAUUAGCUAACUGACAAGCAUUUACUGUAGAUUUCAAAUAUUCAGGAGAAGAGUUCAUAGUAUUCAUCUACGUCCUAUCGAAUCAUUUAAAACUACAAAUCUUGCCUUUACUCUUUCAGUUUCAUCCUGGUGAUAGUGCUGUGAUAAUUCCAAACAAUUUUUCGGACUAUACAAUACCGGUAAAUGAAGGACUCUGAGCAUUUUAAAAAAAGUUUUAUUUUCAUUUUUUUUUUCUAUUUUUAAUGUCAACUUUAAAAUUCUUACGUGUUCAGUCAAGGAUUUGGCAACAUCUAUACGGCAAUCUAGUGAAUUUUGGUAAUUAUUAUGUAUUUGUUCAAGAACUUGGCAACACCGUACGUCACUCUAGUCAACGUGGUUCGGCAGGUUUGCCGAGUUUAAAAAGACAUAUUGCAAUGAGUUUAAGAGCAAUUUGAACAAAAAACACAUCACAAUUGUCUAAAGAACACAAAGUGUUUUUGUAAUAUAUAUAUAUAUACAUCAAUUUUGAUUGGAUUUUUAAAAAGUGGCAUACCGUUAUAAUGCCUGAUUAGUCAGCAAUGAAUUCAUCUUAAUAUCAGUGUAAUAUGAUUUCUCUAUAAUGAAAUAAUCAAACAAAAGUUAACAAGUACACUAAUUUAAUGAACAUUUUUAACAUAAAAAUGUAACAACAAAUGUGUUUAAGAAUAAUCUGUGUUUCCUCCAGAAGUAUACGUAAAAUACAGCUUGACGCUGCCUUGGCAUUCUUAAAAUUAAAUUACCAAUAUCGUUUUGGGGCAAUAGGGAUCCAUUCUUGUGUAAGAAGAUCUUGAAGACCGUAUGCGCUAUCACUUUUGCCUUAUUAAGUGCGUUCGCGGGUGCCUGUUGGCGACUAGUCGGCGACAAAGUAGCAGCAAAACGCAUGCGCACUUUAAAAUGAUAUAAAUAAUAUCAAUAUCGUUAAUAGAUAAAUAAACAAGGUAUAUUUACCUAGCAUAAUUUAAUAAUUAUUUAUUAAUAUUAAUUAAAAGUAAAUAUACCGUGUAUAUUUAUCUAUUAACGGUAUUAUUUAUAUUAAGUGAGGAUAGAAAUUGUCAGCGACAAUGGAUAGCCUAAGUCUGACGUCACAAAUGUCACAAAAUUGGGAGGAGAUUAUAUUGACUCCAAACAAUUUUGUUUGUAAAAAAAAUUGUCAUAAGGAAUUUUUCAUUUAUGUGCUUUGUGUGGCAAAAUAAUACUUCAUUUAGGUGUUUCGUUAAAGAAACGUGUUAAUUAAGAGAUUUUUAUUCGUUUUUGCUCAGGUGGUUUUUAUUCCUUGGUGGUUGAAAAUAAACAUAACCUCAAAACUGUUUACGUUCUUAUCAUUGCAUUAAAUUAACUCACCUGGGCAAAAACGAAUAAAAAUUUCUUAACUGACACGUUUCUUUAACUAAAUACCUAAAUGAAAAGUCUUAUUUUGUCACAAAAACCACGCAAACAAUAAAUGAAAAAUUCCUUAUGAGUGUUUAACCUUAUAAACAAAAUUGUUUGGACUCAAAUAUAAGCUCCUCCCAAUUUUGUGACGUCAAGAUUUAGGAUGUCCAUUUGUCCACUGUACCCGCGAACGCAACUACUACUACUUGUAACUGACAGAAUAAUUUUCAUGGCAUACCUUGAUUUGUAGAGAACAAGUUUUCAAAUCCAAUGGUAUGCAUAGACAUAAUAAGGAUAGACAAGGCAUACUGAGCAAAAUAGCGUAACUCUCGGGCAGUCGAUCGGUGGUCCAUCUAUCUCUUUUUACAAAGCGAUCUCGCGCAUGUGACACAAAAUGUGGCUAGAUGGUUACACCUCGAUGUACAGAGCACCCAUACCUUGCCUGGUCUACCCUUUAUUAUCUCUAUGAUGGUAUGUAUUAAUAAGCAAAUGUUUCAAAUUUUGAAACAUUUUUGAAUAAUAAUGGAGUUCCUUAGCCAUUUUUGAUGUGUGUAUUUACCUUGAGUUUCUGCGUUGACAAAUUUAUUUGAAUUUUCUUGUGGACAUUUAAUAGGCUUGAGAUUCUUGAUUAAAAGGCAGCAUAACGCAGCUACAAUGUCCUUCAGGUAUUGGUACAAUAACAUGGAACAUACGUUUGGUAGUAGUAAACCAGUAAAUCUCGAAUUUUGUAAUACAAAAUCAUUCGAUCGUCAUUUGUCAACCCAGUGUUCACAUGCAAAGUGUAUGUUAACGAUUAUUUGAACAAGUGUAUAAGUAAUUAGUGUUAACGAAUGUUUAUGUAACCAUGGAAUAAUUUGUAUUCAUUUAAUAAAUGUGUAUUCAAAUUUACUGGAUCAUCUAAUAAAAAUUCGAGAACAA
This is a messenger RNA of Diabrotica virgifera virgifera (western corn rootworm), 5063 nucleotides long. It is a transcript of the gene ABCD, whose product is annotated as ATP-binding cassette sub-family D member. The coding region runs from base 483 to 2747 and encodes 754 amino acids. Gene Ontology annotation, molecular function: ABC-type transporter activity; ATP binding; long-chain fatty acid transmembrane transporter activity. Gene Ontology annotation, biological process: long-chain fatty acid import into peroxisome; peroxisome organization; fatty acid beta-oxidation. The record is from RefSeq and is a predicted model, not a curated record. The transcript has 9 exons. Lineage: Eukaryota; Metazoa; Arthropoda; Insecta; Coleoptera; Chrysomelidae. Gene Ontology annotation, cellular component: peroxisomal membrane.